AUGUCUUCUCCUUUGAGUGCUAUCCGCAGGAAGAAGAAUGUCAAAAAGGGUAUUCAAUUCUGCCUCAUGGUCUGCGGUGCCUCGGGAACAGGCCGCACCACUUUUGUAAACACUCUUUGCGGCAAGAAGGUCUUGCAAACCAAGGACUGUGAUGACUAUGCCAAUGCACACGUUGAAGAGGGUGUACGAAUCAAGCCUGUCACUGUUGAGCUUGAGGAGGAGGGAACUCGCAUAUCUUUGACUAUCGUCGAUACCCCCGGAUUUGGUGAUCAAAUCGAUAACGAGGCCAGUUUUGGCGAAAUAUCUGGCUACCUCGAACGUCAGUACGAUGAUAUUCUCGCCGAGGAGUCCCGUAUUAAGCGUAACCCUCGAUUCCGCGACAACCGUGUUCACGCCCUUCUUUAUUUUAUCACACCAACAGGUCAUGGUCUCCGUGAGCUGGAUAUUGAACUAAUGAAGCGCCUUUCUCCCCGCGUUAAUGUCAUCCCUGUCAUCGGAAAGGCGGAUGCUCUUACCCCUGCAGAACUCGCAGAGUCCAAGAAGCUCGUGAUGGAGGACAUCGAGCAUUAUCGCAUUCCGGUCUAUAACUUCCCAUAUGACAUUGAGGAAGAUGACGAGGAUACUGUUGAGGAAAAUGCCGAGUUACGUGGCUUGAUGCCUUUCGCUAUUGUUGGAAGCGAAGAAAUUGUGGAGAUUGGUGGUCGCAAGGUCCGCGCCCGACAGUAUCCAUGGGGUAUUGUCGAGGUUGAUAACCCAAGACACUCCGAUUUCCUGGCAAUUAGGUCUGCUUUACUGCAUUCUCAUUUGGCCGAUUUGAAGGAAAUCACGCACGAUUUCUUGUACGAAAAUUACAGAACCGAGAAGUUGUCAAAGUCUGUAGAGGGUGGUACAUCUGCCUCUAUGAACCCUGAGGACCUUGCUACGCAAUCCGUCAGGCUUAAAGAAGAGCAGCUCAGACGUGAGGAAGAGAAACUUCGAGAAAUUGAAGUCAAGGUUCAGCGUGAAAUCAACGAGAAGCGACAGGAGCUACUCGCUCGUGAAUCACAACUCAAGGAAAUUGAGGCAAGAAUGACUCGUGAACACAAUCAACCAAUGGAUGAUAAAUCAAAUGGUGAUGUCUAG
Messenger RNA from Morchella importuna, 1122 nucleotides. RefSeq lists its product as uncharacterized. Gene Ontology annotation, molecular function: GTPase activity; GTP binding; molecular adaptor activity. Lineage: Eukaryota; Fungi; Ascomycota; Pezizomycetes; Pezizales; Morchellaceae. The transcript is spliced from 8 exons. Gene Ontology annotation, cellular component: microtubule cytoskeleton; cytosol; septin complex. The record is from RefSeq and is a predicted model, not a curated record. Gene Ontology annotation, biological process: cytoskeleton-dependent cytokinesis. The coding region runs from base 1 to 1122 and encodes 373 amino acids.